This is a messenger RNA of Argiope bruennichi, 8586 nucleotides long. RefSeq names its product glucosidase 2 subunit beta-like. The transcript is spliced from 16 exons. Gene Ontology annotation, biological process: N-glycan processing. The record is from RefSeq and is a predicted model, not a curated record. Bases 121 to 1752 code for a protein of 543 amino acids. Gene Ontology annotation, cellular component: glucosidase II complex. Lineage: Eukaryota; Metazoa; Arthropoda; Arachnida; Araneae; Araneidae. Gene Ontology annotation, molecular function: calcium ion binding.
UUUGGAAAUCCGGCGGCGGUCGCGGUGUAUUAAUUGAAUAAUUUCGCAAUUUUUUUUUAAUGAACAAACCGUGUUCCAAAUAUCUCUAAUAAUUACCUUUCUAGUCUAAUUAAAGUUAUCAUGAAAAGUGUAUUUUAUAAGUUUUUAAUUCUAGAUAUUUUUGUCGUCUUAUUUUGCAAUGCCUCGGUUGAAGUUUUAAGACCUAGAGGUGUAGAUUUAUCCAAAAAAGUUUUUUAUGUUCCUGAUCAAGAUUUUAGUUGUAUUGAUGGUUCCAAUACUAUUCCAUUUAGCUUUGUGAAUGAUGAUUAUUGUGAUUGUGAAGAUGGAUCAGAUGAACCAGGAACAUCUGCUUGCUCAAAUGCAUUUUUCCAUUGUGUUAACUCAGGACACAUAUCAAUAAACAUUCCAUCAUCAAGAGUUAAUGAUAACAUUUGUGAUUGUUGUGACGGUGGCGACGAAUAUAAUAGUACUGCUGAUUGUGUGAACACAUGCCUAGAACUUGGUCAGCAAGCCAGAGAAGAAUUGCAGAAGCAGCAACAGCUUUAUGAAAUUGGAUAUGGCUUAUGGCAACAAUAUUCAGCUCAAGGAAAGCAAAUAAAAGAAAAUAAUAAAGUUCAGCUUGAAAACCUGAAAAAAGUUGAAGUUGAGGAAGAAAAAUUGGUUGCAGAAAAAGAAGCAAUAAAAAAUGAAGCCGAAGAUAAAGAAAAAGCUGUUUUGUCUGCAUAUAAAUCAGUUAAAGAAGAACAAAUAAAGAAACAAGAAGAAUUAGAAAUGCUUCAGCAUCAAGAAGCUGAAAAGAAAAAUGCUGAGGCUGCUUUUCGAGAGUUGGAUUUAAAUCAGGAUGGCAUGUUAACAUAUCAAGAAAUCCAGCAGUUUUCAAAAUUUGACAGCAAUAGUGAUGGACAUGUUUCAGAUGACGAAGCAAAAUUUUUCUUGCACAUGAAAGAUUCAAUGGCACUUGAAGAAUUUGUGACUACUGGCUGGAUGAUCAUGAAACCCAUAUAUUUAAUGGAUAAAGAGCCUUUUACAGAACCGCCUGCAGCAACUGAGACUGAAAAAGAAACGCAUGAAACUUCUGACCUUGUGAAUGAAGAAGAAAGUGAUGAUGAAACUUAUAAUCCAGAGGAUGAGGUUCCUUUGGAUGAUUUAUCAGAUGAAGAUGAUGAUGAGGAAGACUCAGACAAACCACCUAUAUUUACUCCUAAAGAAGAGUCUGAAAGUGUUAAACCAGAAGAACCUGAAUACGAUGAAGAAACGCAGAAGAUUGUAGAUGCUGCUAAUGAAGCAAGAAAGGAACACAAGUCUGUUGUUGAAAGAUUAGAAAAAGUAAAGGAGGACAUAAAGCAACUUGAAAUUUUUAUCGAAUCUGAUUUUGGAAGUGGAGAGCAAUUUGCUGUACUAAAAGGCCAAUGCUUUGAUUAUGAGGAUCGUGAAUAUACAUACCGAUUUUGUCCUUUUGAUAAAGCAAGUCAGAUAGCUAAAUCUGGGGGAUCAGAUGUUAACUUAGGUCGUUGGGGAACUUGGGCUGGACCCGAAGAUAAUAAGUAUUCAAAAAUGAGAUAUGAAAAUGGUCAGUUGUGCUGGAAUGGACCAGCAAGAUCUGUUACGGUAAAUUUACAUUGUGGAGUAGAAAAUAAAUUGUUGUCUUCUUCUGAACCAAAUCGCUGUGAAUAUGUGUUUGAAUUUAGCACUCCAGCAUCAUGUCAUUUACCUGGAGAUACCCACCAAGUGCACCAGCAUACAGAACUAUGAAAAAAAUAUAUUAAUUAUUCUCAAUUAUAUAUUUGAAAUAUGUUAAAAUGUAUGAAGUAAUUCAAAUAUAUUUUUGAUGUUGUACUGUAUGUCUCUGGAAGUUGAUAGAAAUUUUUCAAAAAUUGUUUAUAAAAACUUCAUAGGAAUCAAGUGUCUGGCAUUUCUACAAAAAAUGUGAUACAUUAUACCCAAGAUUUUUCAUUUUUAAAAAAAAAAAAAGAUUAGAAAAUUCUAAGAAUGUAUUUUCAUACUAUAGGACACUCAAUAACUACCCUCUUUAAUCCAUAUAUAAAAUAUAUUAAAUAAAAACUCUCUUAAUAGGUAAUCUGUUUUUUAUCAUCUCGUAACAGGAAAAAAGAGUAACGUUCUCUGUGGGAAAAAAUGUGCCACCAGUAUUCUAUUUAUCAGUUGUAACCAUAAAAGAAUAUUUUAAAAAUACAAGCAUUUUCAAACUUUAAUUAUUUUGUUUUCAUUUAUGCCAAGGCUCUUUAGAAUAAUCAUAAAGCCUGAAUGUUGUAAUUUUUAAAAAAUUAAUAUUAAGUCAUGUUGGAGAAGUUGCAAGAGUAUUUAAGAGUAACUUAUGAAUUUUGGUAUACAACGAAAAGUUUUAAGUAACCCUUUACUGAAGAGUUACCAGAAAUCAUUUGUAAAUUUAGAUGCGAACUAUGUUGUACAUUAAAAGUUCCAGACUUUGUGUGUACUUAUAUAAACGCACCUUUUAUUUUCUAUUUCUUGCUUAUAUUAUAAUUUUUACAGUCAUACAUGUAUUAUGCAUUUAUUUAAGGAAUUUCUUUUGAUGGUUUCUAAAUUUUAAUCUGUAAAAUACUACAUACAGGUUCACACAGAAUUUAUUAUUUUUAACUUUUAAAAUUCAUCUGAUUUGCUGAUGUGUAUAAAAACUCACAAAUUGAUAGUACUCAUUUUACCAUCCAACAGCUAGCAUUAAUUGGAUUCUGGUUUUAGCAUCCAGUGGAAUUUUUAAUUUUUAAUGCAUAAUUACAUUAAUAUUGUAUGUGAGGAAAAUUUCUUAUCUAUCUUUUAAAAUAUUUCCCUCCAGUAAAAGAAAAUCAAUGCUGUUAUCUGUUUAGUAGUGAAUAAUUUUAAUUAUUUUGUGGAAUUUCUGAUAUAUAGUUUACUAUAUAUUUAAAAUAAUUUAGAUUUCAUUUCUUGUAAAGUUUGUUGAAAAUGUAAAAAAUUGCCAUUUUGUUUGUAUAGGCAUAGUUACAUGUAAAUUUCACUACAGUUUUUUUUAAAUCUGAAUUCUUUUUUGAUUUAGUAUAGAACUUUAUUUAAUUGGAUUCAUUUUUAUUUUAAAUUAAGUUUUAAAUUUUUAAUGUUCCCCACAUUUUUUUCAACUAAAAGUCAUAAUGUCAUUGCUGCAUUUAAAACCUGCCGCGCUAUUUUACCGACUGUUAGAAUAAAAUUUUGGUUUAUCUAUUAAUUCUUCAAAAUUGAUCUAAAUAAACAUUAAAUUAGUAGUUAUUGUUUUUACAUUGCACAAACAAUCUUUAAAGAAUAUACAAUAAUUUAAAUUUGUUUUGAAAAUUUCUAUAUGAAUAAUCCAAAGAUAGUAUGCAGUUUUACUUCAUACAUUUCAGCUAUUCUGAAAUAAAAAGAAAGCCAAUACUUAAUUGAAAAAUUAUUUUUUAAAUAUUUUUCCAACUUUUCAGAACAAAUUUUGAAGUAUUAAUUUUAAAUGUGGUUGUUUUAUUGUGCACAGUUCUGCUCUCCACCAGUUACUUUGUACGCACAUAAAGAUUUAUAUAUUUUUGUAAUAUUGAUUGUAAUUGUAAACUUUACUUUUAUUGAAUGGGUUAUGCUUCUAAUUUUGAUUUGUUUACUGUCAAUUUUCUGUAAUUAAGAGUGUGAAGUAUUGCAUAUUAAUUAGCAUGCAACAUUACCAAACAACGUAAUAAUGUCUUGAUAUCUACAUUGUGUUAAUUCUUUAUUUAAAGUUUUCUGUUUGUAACACUACAUGUAAAAAUUGCCUUGUUGAGUGUAAUUGUUUAUGUACUUGUUACAAAUCUUAUAAAUGUUCUUGUACAUUUAUAAUAAGAUGUCUCAUUUUAUAUGUCUAGCAUUUGAACAUUCACAAAAUUAUUGUUAAUUUUAUUGUUUCAGAGAAUGGUUUUUAAUUUACCAAUGACCCAUUUGGAUAUCUUUGGUUUAGCAGAAUGGUGGAUAAAAUUUUUAUGGAAGAUAUAGCAAUAAAAAUUUUAAAAAGAGGGGCAGUUAAUAAAGGGUUAUAAAAUACCAAUUUUAAAUGAAUAUUGUAUUGCAGAAUUUAAAUUUGCUUUAAGAAGUAUAAUAUUGCAUUACUCAUGCCCAAUUUUUAAUUAUAAAUAGUGGGUACUUGUCCAUUAGGCCUUCAGCACACUUUAAAAUUAUUUUUUGAAGUUGCGGUUUGGUUUUCUAUCUAAUUUGGUUGCCUUUCCACUCUAAGAAAUAAAUGAUCAAGGAAACUGAGGAGAGAAGCAAUAAAAAUAUGGGAAAAAUAGCAGAAACUGAAAUAAUUUUUUAAAAAAUUAGCCCGAGCAGUCUUUGAAAGCCCACUGCUCAAGCAACUGAUUGAUUGAUUUGGAAGCAACCCUUUCUCCUUCUCAGUUUAAAAGCACUAGAGCUGCCAUCAGAUUAUUCCUAGCUUGAAGUGCAGCAGUCGGAUUCUUUCUCAUUUUUAACUCCCAUUCGAAGUUCGCCUUUGUACUCAGUUUUUUCCCAUUCUAUCAUUGACUACUUUUUAAAUUUUGGUUUCGAUUCUUUUUGCCUGGACCACAUUUGAUUUUAAGGAUAUCUAUUUGCUCUCUAAAAAAAGAGAGAAAAAAAAAGCGGGAUAAUUUUCUAAAUUGCUGUUAAGAUGAAAAAUUUUAAAAAGUAGGUACCAAUUAUUAUUAGUAUUAAAUAUAAAAAAUGGUGAAUGUUACAGGGCAUUUUUUGUGUAUCGUAUUUAAUAUUCAUUUUUGAAUUUUGGCAUAUCGUAUUCAAAUAGUAGUCUUUGCACCAUUAAACAUUUUUGGAUUAACAUUAUCCAGCUGGUAGGCGAAGAUAGAAGUAUGGGGGAAAGAGAUUCUGAUACUUCUAUCUGCUAAAUCAUCUUUUCUUUAUUCACAUAAUAUUCUGUUUAAAAAAACGAGAGAAUUUGAAAUCUUUAUUGAUUAUUUAAUAUUUUUGAAAUACAUCAUUUGAAAUUAAUAAUCAUUUUUACUUAUAAGUUCAGUGACUUUUUUUUUAACUUAAUCUCUUGAUAGAUAUCUUUUGCAGCACUACCAAUAUCUACAAAUUGCAUUGAUAGAUUGGAGAGCAGAAAACUCGCCUACGGUUUUUGGUGCCUAUGUUUGACUCUUAGCCAACUGUUUCCUCAUAUCCGACACUAUUUUUUUGGGGGGGGGUUGUAUUUCUUUAUCCAUAUUUUUAUGAUUUCUGUUCUAUUUUUAUAUUUCUCAUACACAGUCUAUUUAAUAUGUAUGCAAUGUGUUUUGUUUGUUUGUUAAAAGACGUUCAUUACAAAAAGAUUAAGUUGAUAAUUUUUUUAAAUGCAAUUUAAAUUAUGACAUUUAAAAAUUUGCGCCUACUCAAAGAUUUAUUUUAUUUAAAAUUCAGAUGUUUUUUUUUUUUUUUAAAUCUAAAAUUCUGUUACAUUUAUAUGCUGUGAAGAUAAAUUUUUGUGCUAUUAGUUUCUAAAAUGAUGAGCGAUUAGAAUUAAUAAUUUGAGUACAUAGUCUGAAUUCUGAUUAUACAUUUUCCAAGAGUUUUUUUUUUUUUUUUAGUUAUAAAUACAGCAUGAAAAGUUCUUUCAUAUUAAUAGAUUAUUUUAGAAGCAUAAAAAAUGACAAUCAUGGGUAGUUAUGGAAAAUCCUCCUUUAGUUUGUGUCCUAUGUCUUAAAAGAAGAAUUAGUCAUCGAUUGAAAAUAAAAAUUUCAAUUUAAGAGAAAAUUCUUUGUUGAAUGCAAGUUCUUAGGUGAUUCCAUAGAAUGAAAGGUUGAAGAGGGGGAGGCGAUUGUAUUUGAUUAUGCUAAGAUUAUCUGUGUUUUUUAAAAGAAUGUUUUAGGGAUAAGUAUUUAACCUUAAUAUAUUUUUUUAAAUCUGAAUAUUUUAAAAUACUUCAUAACUUGUUUAAAGUUUAGGAAAAUUACAGUUCUAUUUUUAUUAUAUAUUGCAUUAAAAUGUUUCUUAUCCUUGUCAUGUGAACUAAUGUUUGUGUGUAAACGAAAAGCAUCUUUAUAAAAUUGCUCUCUGACAAGUGUUUCUAAAGCUUUAAAAAAUAUUUUAUGCAUGUUCUCUAGCAGAAUUUAUUCUGAUGUAUUCAUUUAACAACCUAAAAUCAUUUCAUAUAAACUUUAUGUACCUAAUAGAAAUUCGAUGCUUCCUUUUGUUAAAUCCUAACCAAAUUUUGUUGCAUUGAAAUUAAAUUAUGUUAUAUCAGGUUUUCAGAAAUUAACAUUCAAUGGAUUAUUAAAUCGGUUAUUUUAACAUGCUAAAAUUUUUAUUACUGCAUGUGUAUGAUUUAUGUUCAUAUACAUUCUCAAUAUGAUACAUUCUCAAAGUGAUGCUUUGUUCUAUUUUCUUUUUCAAACAUUUCCUAUUGAAGAAUGUAUUUCAAAAACAAAAUCGGGAAAUAAAGAGAAUAACUAAACGUUCUUUCAUUUUGUUUCAAAAAUGAUCCAGAAGCAGUAUCAGAAACUCAUUAAGUUACUCAAUAUAAAUCAAAAUAGGUUGGAAUUGGUAGAGUUGCAUUUGCAUAGACACUUCUAUUUCUCUUUAUGAUUUUAAGGGCUUUAUAGUAAAUAUUUACCAGGAUAAAUAUUUAGCUUUUUAUUGUUGAAUCAUUAAAUGAAUGUGUUAAGUUUUGUGAAGACAUCGGCAAUGAAAUAAUUCUUUUCUGUAGCACUUUCCCCCCUUAAACAUGUGCUAUUUUGUAUCGACAUAUAUGAAAACUAUAUACUUUAUUACUUAUUUUUCUUCCAAACUAGUUUUCCUUAACCCUUGCCUCUAAUUAGUUAAAAUUCACAUGUAUUUAUUUGCAAAGUUAUUUCCUAACAUACUUGCUAUUCAUAAUUCUCACUUAUUGAGCAACUUCAGAGUAUUUCUGUAUUUGAAAAUUUUCUUAGUAACAAUAAUCUAUUUUCUUAUAUGUAAAUCUAUCUUGUUUUGGGAGGGAAAUAUAUUUUUUAAAACGAUGUCAUUGAAAAAAGCUUGCAACAAAUAUCUUUAAUUUGAAAAUAUUUAUUAAAUGUGAAGAACCAUUGAAUUCAUAUAUAUAUAUAUUUGUUUCCAUUUAAGAUUUUUUUCUUUAACAAAUAGAAUUUGUACAUUUCAGUUGUUUAAAAUUCAUUGAAAUGUGGCUUUUGUAAAGAAAUAUUUUGCAUGAAUAAUCUUUUAUAAUAUAUUAACGUACCUUUUGUAUUCAAUAUCUAUAAUAAUUUUUUUUCUUAUAUUUCAAUGUAUAUUAUAUUUUAGGUUCAUCAUUAUAUUGGAAAAUUAUUCCAUUGGUUAAUCCCCAAAAGUAAUACUUCUCACCCAGUAAUUAUAAUUCUGUGUGUAUAUUUUUACCAUGCUCUUUUUAAAGUUGGAUGGAAGUAAUUAACUUGCGGUUUGUUUCUCGAUUGAAUCUGUAUUUUAGUUCAAAACCUUAAAAGCUAAUCUACUUUAAAUCAAUUAAAUGGUAGUAGUAAUAUCUUUCUAAUAAAUUAACUACUUUAUUAAUAUUCUUUCUAAUUUUAGUAUAGAUAUUUGCAUCAAUGAUGGAGCUUGUAAAUUGUUUUAUGUGUCAUUCAAUGUGCAAAUAUCAAUUAAAUGUUCAAGAUUUGGAAUUUUAACUGUGAUAGAAGCUUGCGUAUGUUACAUAUUCUUUUUAUGUGACACAUAUAUAAUUCAUGCUAAUUAAUAUUUUUGCCUACUAGCUUAAAUUUACUGUAGUUGAUUUUGGUAUGUUUAGAUGUUUUUGUGUUAAAAUGAUUUUAGUUUAUUUCAAUGAUUGUGAAUUAAGUUUGUAUUUGCAACGAGUAGUUAGAGCAACGAAUAGUUAGAAAUGGAAUAUUUGCUGAUUUGCAUUUCAAAAUUUAUUUUGAAACAAAGUUACUCUGACUUAACUUUCAAAUCAAGGAUCACAUUAUAUAAUUUAGUUUCCUUAUUUAUCUUAAGUCUCCUUCUUUCCCUUAUACUGAUGGCAAUAAUACGUUUCUUAAGAAUAGAAGAAGGUUGAAUAUAUAUUUUUUUUUUUCCUUGGCCUUCGGUUUAAAGAUUUAUUUUAAAUGUUGGACUGCAAUUCAACUUUUGUUUAAUGACUUGAAACAUUUGAUUAUACAUGCAGUCUGUUGUGCCUUCACUACUUACUUUUUGCUUCUGUGAUCCUUGAUUGUGCUUUCUACUGCUCUUUUUAAAUGCAUCAUAAAAGUGUAGCAUGGAAUGAUGCAAUGCUUAUAAAAAAUUAGCAAAGUUUGUUCACAGAACUUUAGAUACUAUUAAAUAUCCUAACUUCUUAUGCAGUGGAGUUUUUUUAUAUUGAAUGAAUUUGAAACGGUAUGUGAAAUAUUUAUUCUGGACUUAUAGAAUUUUUUCUGUUUAAGUAUAUUUAAGCUAUAUUAAUUUCAUUUGCAUCCAUACAUACAUGUGUUAUUAAAUCCAGAAUUCAUGACGUUCAUCCCCCCCCCUCCCCCAGUUUGACUUAUUUGAAAAAUUUGUGUUGUCUGGAUGGUAAUUUUUCAGAUACCUAAAUUUUUUUAAAAAUAAUUUUAUGUAGCUUUAGAAAACUUCUUGUGGCUUGUGCUCCUGUUUAAGGAACUGUGUUGGAUAACAUUCCUAAAGUUUUCUACGCAAAAAUAAAAUUGUUAUUCAUUA